Molecule: messenger RNA, 2196 nt
Organism: Aspergillus luchuensis
Lineage: Eukaryota; Fungi; Ascomycota; Eurotiomycetes; Eurotiales; Aspergillaceae
Product: phosphate-sensing transcription factor PHO4
Exons: 3
Coding region: 1-2196 (731 amino acids)
Molecular function (GO): protein dimerization activity
Source: RefSeq, a predicted model, not a curated record
AUGGAGCAAGAGCAUCCUCUGGCUUGGUCAGAUAUGACCAACCCGGGCGAUGAUGAAUUCUCCAACUUCCUCGAGUUUGGCAUGCAGUUCCCUGAUGUGGAGGGGCAUGGGCCAAGUGACCCUCACGCUUCCCGGCCUCUUGCCCACCCGGCCUCCAUGUCGAUGCCCGCCACAACAGCACCUGCGCAGGAGCAAUUGGUCCGCAUGGAUACCGAUAAUGUUACCACCCAGUCGCCGUCAUAUGCCCUCAUGAACAAUGAUUUCUCUCUCGACCUCUCCAACCAUGGGCAGCAGGUCCAGCCGCAUCCCUCGUCAUACUCGAAUGCCCCAGUCACCCCGGCAUUCUACGCGCACAAGCCUCCGCAGCCCCAGUACUUUCACCCUCAACAGCAGCACCAACCGAUGCAGGAACAGUCACACCAGAUGUCCCACCACUCGCACCCGACUACACAGGCUUACGUUCCUCAUGGUCAGACAGUGAUACCCCCCACCCCUAACAGUAUCGAGCUCCAGGGAAGUGCCGCUACGCACUCACUCCGGACAGAUGACGGUCAUGAGAUGUACGAGCGGUUCACUCGAAUGAAUGACGAACAGGCCCUUUACACCCCCCUGGUCUCACCUGCCAUGACCCCAUUGGAAAGUCAAUUUCGCUUCCCUGAAUACACCAUCCCUGGAGAGUACUUCACCCCUCUCACCUCGCCGGCUCUCGAAGCUCACACUUCCAAUCCCACUGGCUACCCCUUCCACACUGGCCAAAUCUCUGAAAUGGGAUUCGUGCCCUCCCCAGCCGAUAAUGCACUCCCUAUGUCGUCAGCCCCUUCCUCGCCGGGUCUGAUGCGGAAACAUCGGCGCCAGCCUUCAAACACCAAGUCCUUCUCCGCUCGCGCUAAAAAGCAACAAUCGCCUUCAGUUCGGCCACAGGCACGGAAAAAGUCACUUUUGAACAUCAACUCGGAUGAGGUCUUGAAUAGUCUAAGCCAGGACCAGGGAAGUAGCAAAUCGCGCAGCUCCGGUGGUAGUGGUCUCCGCUACGGGAGUAACGAGAGCUCUGGGCAGGAUUCCGUCUCUCCAGAGCCUCUAUCUGAACCACUGAUGCCGCCACCUGCUCUUCCUCCGUCCCGCAAGUCUCCCGCGAUUGCCCCCCAGACCACUCAGGUGUCGCAAGCCAAUGAACCCGCAACCCCGGCUUUGCUGAUGCGCAUCCAACGGUCCCCACACAGCAACGCCUCUACUGGCCCGAUGGCAACUGUGUCCAGGCCUGCUCCCUCUGAGCCACAUGACGAUAUUAUGGAAGAUGUUGUCCUUCCAGAAUCAGCUACCUCAUAUGGAUCAGUCUCGAGACCUCCAGUGAGCCGCAUUGACACCACGGUACGGGCGGACUCGACCUCUUCAACUACUACGCCAGGAAGCGCUACCCCUGCCAUGGAGCCCAAGUCUGCCCCAGUGGUCAACAGACCUGCCAAUUCUAUCGCGCCCAGUCCCCGUUCUUUGGCCAUGCCCUCCCCUAGCGGACCGGUGCCCAAGAAGUCUGAUACUCCGAAGUUGGGGCCCCUAGGCCGAAAGCGGCAGAGCCUCAGCUCGUCUCAGCCUAGCCCUAAUUUACGUCCCAAGAUAAGCCCCAGCAUACAACCAUUGGUGCGCGGUGAUGGAGGGAUUACAAGCGAAACUUCAGCCCUGUACCUUGCGUCAAAGUCGAACUAUCAGCAUAUCCUAGAUGGCACUCUUUUGCCUGGCGUCUCCUACCCUGAAACCUUGGCCGAGAACCUGAGCUCAAAGCGGACAAAUCAUAAACUCGCAGAACAGGGACGGAGGAAUCGCAUCAACAAUGCGCUCAAGGAGAUUGAGACCCUUAUCCCGGCAUCAUUCGUUCAGAUAAAGCAUGCUAAAGAAGCUGCAAUGUGCAACGCCAAGGGAGGGGAAAAAGACAAGGAGAAGGAGAAGGAAAAGGAAAAGGCUGGAAACCAACCUAUCAGCAAGGCUAGCACUGUGGAGAUGGCUAUUGAUUAUAUCAAAGCAUUACAACAGGAACUGGAAGAAACAAAGGGCAAAUUAGCAGCCGCUGAAGAGCGCCUCGGGGAAGGAAAGGGGCCGGCAAAGCGUGAUGACAAAACAACGAACCCUGAAAAUGGGAAAGAAGGAAAUGCCGUUGAUACGGAAUCGGCAGCCACCAGUGUCGAGAUAGGUCCCUCUUCAUAG